UUUUCGUUUCAUUUGUCGCCGUCAGGGACUGGUUGAGCGAGUGUUUUUGGUUAGUGCUGUUUUGGUUUACGUAGGCGUUGGGUUGAGUGCGAGGCCGAAAGUCUGAAAUAAAGGAAUUAAAGAAUUUCUCUUGCUCCUGGAUGUGAUCAUCAAGCUGAACACUGAAGAUUUUUCCGACAGGAGCAGUUGCCAACAACUCCUUUAAUCUACAUUGAAGAAUUAAAGGCGAGGCCGGUGAUGCGAGAGGAUAAGAUUUGUUGUCUUUGUUUGCUGUCAGUGACCAAACCCUGAUGUGAAAGCUGGAAAAUGUCACUGUGCCGGGGUUCAGUUAAACACGGAGAGCCUCACGCAGAGCGGAACCAAAAGGAAUUGCAUCCAGUUCUCCGUGUAUUUCUCUAUUGGUCCAAGGAAGGAGAAGCAUUCCUUGAGUACAAAGAAGAAAAUGUUACUGCAGAGAAUAUUUGCAUUGAAGCAGCAAAGCGUGUUGGUAUUUCACCCCUUUGCCACAGUCUAUUCGCACUGUAUAAUCCAGAAGAAAAAUGCUGGUUCAGCCCUAGCCAUGUAUUUAUGUUGGAGAAGAAGUUCAACCUUACAGUGUAUUACCGAAUGAGAUUUUAUUUUCGCAACUGGCAUGGAGGGAGCGAGAAAGAAGCAUCGGUGUACAGAUAUGCACCUAAACAAUAUGAUUCUAGUGGAAAUAAACUAAAGUUGGAUCAGGGAAGUUCACUUUUGGAUCAGCCAUCCUUGGAGUAUUUAUUUGCACAGGGAAGGAGUGACUUUACUGAUGAUGCAGUAUCAAUCAAAGACUUUCAGAAUGAGCAAGAAGUAAACAAGUUUAAAAAUGAGAGUUUGGGAAUGGCAGUUUUGCACUUAUCUCACAUUGCUGUGCAGUCUGGACGCUCUUUAGAAGAAGUGGCAAAAGAAACAAGCUUUAUGCGCUGCAUCCCCAAAUCCUUCUGCAAACAGAUUCAACAAAACAACUACUUAACAAAACUGCGUAUUAGAACUGUCUUCAAAAAUUUUGUUAAAGGUUUCAAUAUGCACACUGUCAGCCUUGGAAAAUUAAGUGCUCAGGACAUUAUGUAUAAAUACCUGUCCACUUUGGAAACUUUAGUUCCCAACUUUGGUUUAGAGCUUUUCAAGGUUUUGGAUUUAGAUUUUCAGUCUGAAGGUGAGAGGGCUAAUUUUUAUAAUCAGAAUGGAGGUUUUGGGCAGUCAGAGUCAGAGUACAUUGCUGUGCAAAGUAAAGCUGCUACCUUUGAAGUACUUGUAUCUGGGACAGAAGGAAUAAAGUGGCGACGGUUAAAGCAUGAGCCUGUAGAAAAUGGCAGUGGAAGCAGGAUCUAUUUUGGAAGGAAUAAAAGAAGCAAACACAAAAGCAAGCUUCCUCAACAGCCACACACUAUUGACCAAAAAUGGUCCUUUUUCUGUGACUUUCCUGAAAUUACACAUAUUGUGAUAAAUCACUCUAGUGUGAGUGUAAGCCGUGCAGACAAUAAGUCAAUGGAGCUAGGUCUAAAAAAUUAUGAAGAAGCACUCUCAUUUGUAUCUCUGGUUGAUGGAUAUUUUCGGCUUACAGCAGACUUUCACCAUUAUCUGUGCCACGAGGUUGCUCCUCCUCGGAUAGUGCUAAGCAAUGAAAAUGGAAUUCACGGACCUAUUCAAGAGGAGUUUGCCAUUCAGAAACUGAAAAGAGAAGAAAAAGAGCCUGGUUUGUUUAUUAUUCGUUGGAGUGCCCGUGAUUUUCAUAGGAUAAUCCUGACUGUUUUAAACAAAUAUCCUGAGAACAAUGGCCAGCACCACAAACAGUUUCGAAUACAGCAAAAGGGAAGCAAGUUUGUACUUGAGGGCUGGGAGCGAGAAUUCAGCAGUGUAAAGGAGUUGACAGAAAACCUUAAGACCUGCGUCCUUAAAUCAGGAAGUGAAUGUUUUUUUGUUAAGAAGUGCUGCUUGCCAAAAUCUGGAGAAAUUUCUAAUUUAAUUGUGGCAAGACAAUCUCCAGACAGCAGUGUACGACCAAUACCAAAUGAACUGAAUUUAAGCCAGCUGAGUUUUCACCGUAUUCACAAAGAGGAGGUUUUGCAGGUUGUACAUUUAGGUCGCGGUACAAGGACCAAUAUAUAUGAAGGUAUAAUGCGUGUAAAAAAUACAGCAAGAGGGGAUGAUGAUUACAGUGAGUGGAACAACAACAAUACUGAAGAAAUCAGAGUAGUGCUGAAGAUCCUAGACCAAACUCAAAAGGGCAUAGCUCUGGCAUUUUUUGAAACUGCAAGUUUGAUGAGUCAGGUGUCUCACAUUCAUUUGGUGUUUGUUCAUGGAGUCUGUGUCAAGGGAUCUGAAAAUAUCAUGGUGGAAGAGUUUGUAGAAUUUGGACCUUUAGAUGUUUUCUUAAGAAAAGAAAAAGAACAUGUGACUCCACAAUGGAAGUUUACUGUGGCAAAACAACUGGCUAGUGCACUGACUUACCUGGAAAACAAGAAACUAGUUCAUGGCAAUGUCUGUGCUAGAAACAUUCUUGUUGCAAGAAAAGGACUUGAUGAGAAUAGCUCUCCAUUUAUUAAAUUAAGUGAUCCUGGCAUAGGAUUUACAGCACUUUCCAGAGAAGAAUGUAUUGAAAGAAUUCCCUGGAUUGCACCUGAAUGUAUUCAAAACUUCAAAAAUUUGAGUAUUGCUGCUGAUAAAUGGAGUUUCGGUAUAACACUGCUGGAAAUUUGCUACAAUGGAGAUCUUCCAAUGAAUGAGAGUACACUGGCUGAGAAAGAACGGUUUUAUGAGAAAAAAUCUCAUCUGCCUGAACCAUCUUCAAAAGAGUUGGCCAGCUUCAUCAGCAAGUGUCUGAACUAUGACCCCACAGAGCGACCUUCUUUCAGAACCAUCCUUCGAGAGCUUACAGAGUUGCAACAGAAAAACCCAGAUAUUUCUUCAAAAUGUAGUGUCCAGCCCGAUGCUGACCCAUCUGUGUUCCUUAAGCGAUAUCUUAAAAAGAUGAGAGACCUUGGUGAGGGACAUUUUGGAAAAGUGUCACUCUAUGUUUAUGACCCCAACAAUGAUGGCACUGGUGAACAAGUAGCAGUGAAGUCUCUGAAGCAAGAUAGUAGCAGUCAGCUUCAAGAGUGCUGGAAACGGGAAAUUGAAAUUCUAAGAGCACUUUACCACAAAAAUAUUGUAAAGUACAAAGGCUGUUGUAGUGAAUUUGGGGGGCAGAUGGUUCAGCUAAUCAUGGAGUUUCUUCCCCUUGGGAGCCUUCGUGAUUACUUACCUAAGCACCAUAUAGGUUUGAAACAGAUACUAUUGUUUGCAGAGCAGAUUUCUGAGGGUAUGGAAUAUCUUCAUUCAAAGCGUUACAUUCAUCGAGACCUUGCAGCAAGAAAUGUUCUUCUUGAAACAGAGAACACAGUGAAGAUUGGAGAUUUUGGACUGAGCAAAUACAUUCCUGAAAAUGCAGAGUAUUACAGAGUCAAUGAAGAGGGAGAUAGUCCUGUUUUCUGGUAUUCUAUAGAGAGCAUGAAAGAAAGCAAGUUCUCUUUUGCAACUGAUGUUUGGGCUUUUGCUGUUACAUUGUAUGAGCUCCUCACAUACUGUGAUCACCGGCUUAGUCCUCCAGUGAAAUACCUAGAGAUGAUUGGCAACACACAAGGCCAGUUAACAGUACUGCGACUCAUUGAACUACUGGAGAGUAAAAGACGUUUGCCUUAUCCUAAAGACUGCCCGCUCGAGGUCUGCACGCUAAUGGAAAAAUGCUGGGACAGUGAUCCUGCUCGCCGACCAAUGUUUAAUGAAAUCAUUGUAUCAAUUAAGGAAAUAACUGAGAAGUUUUAUCAGCCAGCAACUGUCAAAUUAAAUCUGAUCAGCCAGCCUUAAAGGUUUUGUUUUUCGUGUACUUAUCUUUCAGAGGAGGACAGUCUCCAGUUUCUCCUGUGCAAAGAAACAACAUAUCCUCUUCUUCUUCUUUUUCCUUUUGGACUCUUAAAUUUCAAACUUCCUUAAAGAACUUAAGGUGGAGAUCAUGUGAACAAUAUUAAUUACAUUUUUACAAUGCCUUGAAAAGCUGACUAAUUCACCUUUGUAAAGGUCUGGAAUCUUGCAGACUUUAGAUUGUUUUUUUAUACAAGUUACCAAAAUUGUGUUUAAAACGAAAAAAGACCAAGAGGUGAUAUUUUGUGCAGAAGAAAAAGGACAUUAAGAAUGCAGGCUUUUGCAUAAAGAACCUAUAAUUUAAAAUAAAAGGCUCAGAAUCUUUGCAGGUUUUUAAUAACAGGUUGAACUGUUGCUGACAACAAAGUAUGGGACUAUCAAAUAAAGAGAUAUCUGUGUAUGUGUAAUUGAAUAUGUUUAUAUAGUGCAAUCCUUUAUUAUGUUAUGAUGCGCUGCUUUUACAGAAAGUGAGAAUGCAACAAUCCUUAUUGGGUGCAGUUCACUCGGUCAUUUUGGCUGGUCAUAAUAACCAGCUGUUUUAUGAGAUACAUAAAGUAAUCACUGGAUGAUUAGAUCGUAAUUAAAUUGCUUGACAUUUUUACCAUAAGAGUAGAUUUAAAUAUAAGAAGGUAUUUGCUUUAUUUGCAUACAUUUAUGAAAAAUUAUUAUUUGUAAUAUAUUUACAAUUGUGCCUCUUAAAUAUAUCUUUACCAUUAAGAUGUGAUUGAAGAAUUUGUGCAGAACCUGACAAAUCCUAUAGAAAACUGUGAAAUUGUAAGUUUUUUUGUUAAUAUUUUGUAUUAUUGGCAAAAAAGUACUGUAUACAUAUAACUUAAACCUUAAAACAAAAUGUUUAUGUUGCCAAGAUUCAUUCUAGGUCAAAAACUGCCAAGCACAUUUGUUUUGGUGUAUAGAAGUCCUGUUCUGGUAUAGCAUUGUUUGAAAAAGUUUUGGAAGAAGCUUCGUCAGCAUACUUUAUGAAAUAUGCUUAAAGCAUAUAAAUAUUCAAAUAAAAAGUCAGCAUUAAUUUGUUUUAUUUUUAAAAGUGUGCCUCAGUUAGUAACAAAAGGGUGUAUUAUAUCAAGUGAAUAUGCAUGAUUUUUCAAGCAUAAUUUGAAACAUCCUAAGAAAUGCACUAAAGUAGCAUGAUAAGCACCCACAAAUGUUAUCUUUCUUACAAAGUCAAGGUUUAAUAAGCACGUUUUUAGUGUCAUGGGUUGGAAUAAGUAGUGGUUUACUGGGCUGUCAGAAAUCUUUUAAAACUGAGGCACAUAUUUAUUUAAAUAGAUUUGGUUAUGUAUUUAGGAUUCAGGAUUCCUACUGCAUAUUCUGUAGUCACUAAAACAGAAUAAAAUGACCUCCCCAUUAUCCUUUGUAUCCAUUAAAUACAUUUUUAAUAAGUAAAUUCAUAAAUAGCUAAACCUUUUUGAUAUUGUUUGCAAAAAAUAGGUAAAGUCCUAAACUGCUAACUAAUUACUAGGUUAAUAAAUAGUCAAAUAUUUUAUACUUUAAGGCUUGGUAGCUUUCAAGAAUUUGUUCAAAAUGUGCUAAAUUAUAUGUUAAUAAAUAGUCAAAUAUUUUAUACUUUAAGGCUUGGUAGCUUUCAAGAAUGUGUUCAAAAUGUGCUAAAUUAUGUAAUUAUUGCCUUUGCACAUAUAGUGUUACAUUUUUGUUAAAUAAAAAAAAAAUUGGACAUUUGACCACAGAUAAACUAUUGAUAUUUCAUGGCAAAAUAAGGUAGUGGUUUUUUCUGGCGUCCAAUUGAAAUUUAAAUUUGUAUUUUAAUAUUAUUUGAUUAUGCUAAUUUAUUGUCUAGAAUAUAUCCUGGACAUUUUCCUAUGCAACCAGAUGUUAAAAAUUGUUAAAAGUAAGCAGGAGGUGUACAUGAAAAAUCGCUAAAUUAAUGUAUUUGGUAUUCAAAACUUGUCAUGCUAUUGUUGAUUAGCAUGGCAAAAUCACUUAUCAGACCCAUUGGCAUUUGUACUAUUGAAAUUGGCUUUCUCCUGUCCAGUUUUUAUUUAAGUAUGUAAAGAUUUUCAGUUGACAUAUUUAGUUAUUAGUUUAUUGUUCUGAUGUAGAAAAUGGCUUAUAUUGCUCUUUUAAUGUCUCCUAGGAGAGACUAAUGCAAAUUGGUCUCCAGAAAAACAAUCCACUCUAAGAAAAACAGAAAGUUGUACUUUUGUUAUUUUAUUACAUAAUAAAUGUCACGUUGAGGCUUUUGACCAUUACCUUUUUGUGUGCCUGGACACAUAAUAAUGGAAAAAUUUGCAUUGCUACAUUAUUUUAUCCAACCAUCCAUUAUCCAACCCGCUAUAUCCUAACUACAGGGUCACGGGGGUCUGCUGGAGCCAAUCCCAGCCAACACAGGGCACAAGGCAGGAAACAAACCCCGGGCAGGGCGCCAGCCUACUGCAGGGCACACACAAACACACACACACCAAGCACAUACUAGGGACAAUUUAGAACAUUAUUUUAUUGCUUCCUCAAAAGUGUUAAUUACUGUUAUACUCAUAAAUGUUGUGUGUCACCAAAAUAUUCUUCACUUUAUCUUAAAUUUGCUUAUAAAGUUUUUUGCUGUUUUAUAAUUUGUUCACUUGAUACUUUUAUAUUGCCAGAUUUGCACUUUGAUAUAAUAUUUGUAUAUAUUUCAUGGUUUUUUCCUCAGUUAGUGGGCAAAGCUUUUUUUUUUUUUUUAUUUUAUCCAUGUGGUUCAUUUUGUUCAUGUAAGAAACCCUCUAAGAACUGAGUGUGAAGCGCUUACUUUCACCAAGUUCUAUAUUAAUGUAUCAGUUAUAUACCGCAACGGUUUGUGUGCACGAUAAACUUUAGUUUUUGUUACACAGUCACAUACAGGCAUCAUUAGACAUCUUACUUCAGUGAGGAUACAAGAGUGUUACUCUUGUAUUUUGAGGAUUUUUUUUUUUUAAUUAUGUUAACAUUUUUAAAGUGACUUGGAUUUGUUUAUUUUAUAGGGCAGUGUUACUGAAUUUUAAGUAAAGGGAUUAUAAUUAUUUCAGAUUUUUAUUCUUCGUACAGCUAAUUAAAGGCAUUCUGGAACCAUGUAGCUUUGAAUCUCAUAAAGUAGUACAUUACACUUGUGAAUGUUUUAAAUGUAUGUUCAAACAUAAUCACUGGGAGUUGUGAUCAUGAAUGUGAUUUGCUCAAUGUCCCCCAUCCCUCCAAACUAUCAGAUGUAAAUGUUUUGAAUAUACAUUGUAACACGCUUGUCCAGCUGCAGUAACUCUACUUAAAAACAUAUAUAGUACAUCAGUCUAUUAUUGAAUCUGUGUUGUUCCUACCUUCAUCCUUUUUAAUUUAUAUAAUUCUAAUUUUUUACAAGAUUUUCUAAUGUUAUUUUUCCUGUUAUGUUUCAUGUUAAAACAAUAAAAUCAAGAAAAGCUUCUGAAA
Molecule: messenger RNA, 7323 nt
Organism: Erpetoichthys calabaricus (reedfish)
Lineage: Eukaryota; Metazoa; Chordata; Cladistia; Polypteriformes; Polypteridae
Gene: tyk2
Product: tyrosine kinase 2
Exons: 24
Coding region: 307-3861 (1184 amino acids)
Biological process (GO): intracellular signal transduction; peptidyl-tyrosine phosphorylation; cell differentiation
Cellular component (GO): cytosol; membrane; cytoskeleton
Molecular function (GO): non-membrane spanning protein tyrosine kinase activity; ATP binding; cytokine receptor binding
Source: RefSeq, a predicted model, not a curated record